Molecule: messenger RNA, 1095 nt
Organism: Benincasa hispida (wax gourd)
Lineage: Eukaryota; Viridiplantae; Streptophyta; Magnoliopsida; Cucurbitales; Cucurbitaceae
Source: RefSeq, a predicted model, not a curated record
GGGCAGCUCUGGAAACUACAAGUUGUGUACUAAUAUUAAACCAAACCCGAAAAACCUCUCAUUUUCAAGAAAAAAAAGCUGUCAUUUUUGUGAUUCCCUUUCAAAAUGGAAGAAUACCCAGAAGCCAGAAAUUUGGAUUCAAAUCAAAGUUUGAAUCUUUAUGAUGAUGAUGAUGAUAUCAGAACAUCAUCAAAGGAUUAUAAUUGCUGCAGCAAAGUUGAGAUGUUGAUACGGAUGGUGAAGUUCACUGUGUUUUCUUUGGUUUUAGCCUUGUUUUUUUCUUUCUUCUCUUUAUUCCCUCAUUCCUUUAGUGUCUAUUUUUCCACUUUCAUGUUCUCUCUUCUCAACCAUGCCAUGGAGAGAAAGUAUAUGUUCUUAAUUUGUAAUGGAAUCCUGUUUCUUUUAGCCACUUCCUCUGUUAUUGAAGAUUCUUCUUCUUCUUCCUCUUCUUUUGGGACUUGUUCAUUUAAUUCCCAUUCUGAUCAUCAUCAUCAUCAUCAGCUUGAACAUGAUCUUGUGGCUGCCAUCGAUGGGUCUGAUUCUGAAGAAUCAGUACAGCAAAAUCAAGAAGAAGAAGAAGAAGAAGAAGAAGAGAUUCAUAGAGAUGAAUUAGAGGAAGAAAUGGAAGAAGAUGAAGGGUGUUUUACAGAUGAGGUUGAAGAUGAUGAUGAAGAAGAAGAAGGAAAAAGGAGGGAAUUAGAGGUAGUGGUGAGCACAGAAGAAUUGAACAAGAAAAUAGAAGAGUUUAUUAGGAAAAUGAAGGAGGAAAUGAGGAUUGAAGCAGCUCAAACUCAACUCAUUGCAGUAUAACACGUCGGAGAAAGCCUUACACCUGACGCUUGCAAAAAUCUCCUUGGGAGUAUAAUGAGAUUUUCCAAUUCUACUUUUACAUAUUCGUUGGUAGUCCGGUUUGAUCUUUUUUUCCAACUAUAUUUUCCCAUGGUUUGUAAAUGCCUGUCGGGAGAUAAUGUUACUUUUGACGUCAAUGGGUAAAAAACUGGAGUUGAUAUCUUAAAUCUUGUGGGUCAUGUAGUAUGUAAUUAUAAUGUAUACAUAAUUUUAUUUAUUCAAUAAAAUAUGAGAUAUUUUAUUUGA